CACCAGCGCCGAAUCCCUCUUAUUGUGCUUGGGCGGCAGCGGAGGACAGCAAUUCAAGCUCGAGUUCCUGUAGUCCUGCGAGCAGUAUGGAUGAGAGGGAGGUCGAGGUGGAAGUAGACGCACAGCACCAGCAAGAACAGAGUAGUGGUGAUGAUCAGAUGAACGGG
Messenger RNA from Amoebophrya sp. A120, 167 nucleotides. NCBI's taxonomy places the organism in Eukaryota, Dinophyceae, Syndiniales, Amoebophryaceae. The record is from the annotation of a GenBank genome assembly.